GUCACGGCAAUGACGUUUCAAUGCUUUGGAUAGGGAAGUGUGCCAAGCGCUCUCGCGAGAUGUGAGCUGUCAUGCUGGUGACCGCUGCACGGUGUGUGCUUUGCUGUAGCCGGCGGUUCUCCGCAAACUUCUGGGGGAAGCGGGAACAUGCUCUGGGGAGGGUGUCCGUGUUGGGUCGCAGGGCCAGCAGCAACCACACGGCCUCCGUCAGCGAUACUCGCCGCAUGCCUACCGUGGAAACGGUGACAGACAGCGAGCACUGGGCUAAUUAUCUCAGGAUACUGGAGACCUGGUGGGGGGAAGCUGGUCCCACGUCCAAGGUGCCCACCUCAACUGAGGCAAAGGACUCCAAUGGGGAAGGGCAGAGGCAUCACACGGGGGAAAGGCCUGACAAGAGGCAUUCACGGGGGCUGCACAGGGUAAUCCCCUUAGUCCAGGAGUUGAGGGUCAAGGAGAAUGAGCUGGAAGAGCUACAGCAACUUCUGGGAGGUGAGAGAUAACAUGUAAGAUGUAUUACAGUCUGAGUCAUUUGGAAAAGAUCAUUUUCAGAAGUUCUCAGUAUAUUUUCUUGUUAAGACACUCCCGGCAUAAAGGAGUGAAACCGCCACUUAGUAGAGCUUCACCUUUACAGGCACAACUACUUUAGAACCACAAACUUCCGAACUGGAACCAGGGGAAUGCUCAACUCCCGAACGUUAAUUCCACGAAUCGCUGCCAACAGAUGAACAGACACAGCAUCCAAACGCCUUACAUUUUCGGCAGUCAGUCUCUAUCCGUGUAUAGUAAAUUUCCCCCCCCCCCCAUCACGAGACCAAGCCUAUUGAGGGUAAAACAAGAUCUGGCUUUAAUGAGGGCUACCUGCCCGUAUUUAUGCAGGUCUCCCACUUGGUGGACACUCCCCUAGGGGACGAAAUGGGAGACUGUAACAAAGGACAGACAGGUAUCAGAUCAGGACACACAGUCACAAUACAUCCCCUCAAUGCACCCUGGCUUCAUCCUCUCUGCCCUGGAGAUAAUUUAGAAGUAAUUCAAUUAUCUCCUAGGACAAAGGCAAAUCGCCAUUAUACACGUGGGGACACCAGAAUAGAAAUUACUGUUAAAAUAUGCAGUGUCACUAUAAAUACAGACAUAUAACAUACCCCCAGAUAGCUCAGGUCUGAGUGCACAUUAUUAGGUGAAUGGCGCUCAGACCACACGAAUACAGUUGAAUCGCCAUGGAGCCAAAGUCUUUAAUUCCACAAACAGGCUCCAUGGCAUGCUAUCUGGGUACCCUCACAUGUAAUACAGUAUAUGACAUAAAGUCCCGAAUGCUCCGCUGUUCGGUUCACGAACGGAGCGGAAGACCCGUAGGCUGGUAGUUCAGCGGUGCUUGGGAGGAAAGGUUUCUGCUUUUGGUGUACUGAGGCUGGGCAGAGCACCGCUGGCUGUCCGGGGGAGCUUCCAUAACACCGCCACCGUGUGGCGGUUAUGUGUAACCGUGACCACCCAAUCACAGUUAAUUAAGCUGCGGUUAACCGCAGAUACUGGGUGGUCAAUUGACUACACAUGCCAGCUUCCCGGUGGUCGCGUAUUCGGUAGUCUUUCGAGAAACAAUACGGGGAAACAGGGGGGACUGUACGGGCAAAGAAAUAACAGAACAAACAGAUGAAUGGAGGGAGGAGAAACAUAAUCCAAAGACAGAUGGUUCUGUCACAUUUUUUAUAUCUGUUUUCUGAACAUUCUUUUUUUUUUUUUUAUAUAUAUUUUGUAGAAGAGAAUGAAGAUUUAAAGGCUCUUGCAAAUACAGAAAUCGAAUCCUGCCAGGAUGUAAUAAACCAACUAAAACAUCAGGUAUAGUUGUUACAUUUGUUUUGUGUGCGUGUGUAUAUAGAUAGUGUCCAAAGAGAGUAAAUAUACAGUGUGAUCCUCCAAUGUAAUAAAAUAAAUUAAAGGGACACUAAAGUCACCUGAACAACUUCAGCUUAAUGAGGUUGUUCAGGUGAGAACUAUAGCUCCCUGCAGCCUUUCUCAUGUAAACACUAUAUUUUCAGAGAAAAAACUGUUUACAUUGAAAGCUAGGAACACCUCAGAGUGAACCAGAGGGACUUCGGAGUUGAUGGAGUCGUCAUAUGCCUCCAUCCACUCAGAUCUCUUGUCAGCAGAGCACAGGGCAGCACUGUGCACAGCAUCCUGUGAUUCAGUAUCUCCUCCCUCUGCAUGCAGACACUGAACUUUCCUCAGAGAGCUUCAUUGAUUCAAUUCAUCUCUAUGAGGAGAUGCUGUGUUUGAAUCAUGCUGGCUCUACCCCUGAUCUGCCUCCUUGUCAGUCUCAGCCAAUCCUAUGGGGAAGCACUGUGAUUGGAUCAGGCUACCACAUGUCAGCAGACUACUAGUUUUUCUGAGUCUAACAGCAUGCAGAGUUGCAACUUCUGGCUUGAAUACAGUAAGAUGUUUACUAUGUUUAUGGAGGCAUGAGGGCCCCAGGGGGGCCUAGAUGGUGGUGUUAACACUAUAGGGUCAGGAAUACAUGUUUGUAUUCCUGACCCUAUAGUGAUCAUUUAAAGGAAUACAAAUAUGUAUUCCUAACUCUCUAGGGCCCUAGUCACCAUUUAGGUGACUAGGGCCCCUUUUCCGCGAUGAAUAAAUGGUUAACAAUUUAUUUGCUUACCUUAAUUGGGCACUGGUGACCUCUCCUCCAUCGACGUCAGCUUCCAAUUGGAUCCGCAUGCGUGGCCAGAGGCGCGCGUGCAUUAAAACCAGCCCAUAGGAAAGCAUUACUAAAUGCUUUCCUAUGGGGAUCAUUUUUGACGCUGGACUCCGUGAGGGAGACAGCCACUAGAGGAUGGAUUAACCCUGCAGUGUAAACAUAGCAGUUUCUCUGAAACUAUUUUUUCAGCUGCAGGGUUAAAACUAGGGGGACAUAGCACCCAAACCACUUCAUUGAGCUAUUGUGGUCCUUUAAUAAAUCCCCCUCCAUCUCCAUAUAAAUCUCCAUUUAAAUAUGCAGGGUUCACGUUCUAAAGCACCACCCAGGCCUAAUAGUUACUUACCAUCACAAACCUGUUUACAGCAUAUAUAUAACUUGCAGUGUAAAAAAUAGAAAGUGGGUAAAUGGCGCUAAAAAUAACACAUCAAAUGCAAUAAAAGUGUAUCAAUAUCCCAGUGCGUCUAAACCAAACCAGUGUUAAGUCACCGUUAAACACUUACAUACAUGGAAUUGGAUACAAAGAAAGCAGGUUUGCGCACAUGAUGGAUAGAUAUUAUUAAACCUGUAAUCUACAGAAAGCCUUCAUAGGGCAAUAUAUAUUCAUAACAUACAAGGUAAAAGUAUAACUAGGAGCACUCACAAUCUUUUGAGCUUUAUUAGUCGGCUCUGAACUGUAGUAGCGUGUAAAUAACUCCAGUAAAGGAGCUUUAGACGAGAUGACCCAAACACAGAUGAUUCAUCUUUUUAGAUGAAAAAUUCAGGAACCAAAAUAAAUAUAAAGGUAACUCUUUUAUUAAGAAAUAAAAUUGGAAAUAGCACAUAAUAGCACAUAUAGUAGUAUAGCACGUAUAGUAGAACUGUAGUUACUUACACGCAACUACAGUUCAGAGCCGACUAAUAAGGCUCAAAAGAUUGUGAGUGCUCCUAGUUAUACUUUAACCUUGUAUGUUAUGAAUAUAUAUUGCCCUAUGAAGGCAUUCUGUAUAUUACAGGUUUAAUAAUAUCUAUCCAUUAUGUGCGCAAACCUGCUUUCUUUGUAUCCAAUUCCAUGUAUGUUAGUGUUUAACGGUGACUUAACACUGGUUUGGUUUAGACGCACUGGGAUAUUGAUACACUUUUAUUGCAUUUGAUGUGUUAUUUUUAGCGCCAUUUACCCACUUUCUAUUUUUUACACUGCAAGUUAUAUAUAUGCUGUAAACAACCUGCAUUCUUUGUAUCCAAUAACUUGCAGUGUGUCCACGGAAUGAAAUGCAUGGAAGGCUCAAUGUGUGUAUUUCUUCAUCCAAUGUGUGUAGGGUCGAAUCUGUUCUGAAUGCAAGGGUAUAUGUUUGUGUAUGCAUUAAGGUGUAUCUGUGUCAAGUGUCCUACGCACAAAUGAGCUUAUAUGUGGAGUUUCUGUGUUUAGCUCAUGAAUAAUCUGCUCAUUGCUCUUGAAUAUCGGUCCACUUUCCCUGAAGAUUUGUACAUUCAACUCCUCACUCUGUGUAUCUGGCCAUGAUAAUCUGCUGCUUACCUCCCAAAAAUCAAUGCUUUGAAGUGGCCUUAAUUAAAUGAUCAUGUAUGUUUGCUGCACAUACUUCGAUAUCAGCAGGCAUUACUCAGCCACAGCUCUUGUUCCGGGUUGACUUAUGUUAAAUCUCUGCAUAUUGCUUACACAAACAGUCAUUUAAUGUCUUGGAGUACUCAGUUGAUGCUCUCAGCCAAUUAACGAAAUGCAGUAUUAACAUCCAGCUUUUAAAGGUCUGCUGAAGCUGUAAAUCAUCCACCAUUUGUUGUGACUCAGUGCCCACAGCACCCAGGUAAGUGGCAAACUAUUGAGGGUAAAAGUGUACUUUAGCGUAUUUUAUUUUUCAAUUUUACUCAAAGCAAAUAGCAUAUUUUAUUAUUAACAGUCAUUAUUAAAAUACACUUUUGCCUUAACUUGUUUAAUUUAAGGUUGUCCCCACGCCCUUCAAAUAUUAAUUAAAUUAGCAUCACAACUUUAUUUUUUUUAAUUUUUUUGUAAAUUCUUUAUUUUGUCAUACAGGUGAGUACAAUAAACAUAAGCAUACGCUACAACAGCGUACGUGUGCGUGUGAACAAAUCGAGCAUUAGUUCUGAUAAUACAAGUGUUGAUCAUGCGCGAUCCUGGAUACUCAAUAGUCGUCAAGCGCCAUAUCGUUUAACAGGAAAAUGAAUACAAUAGUAACAUCGGUGCAUAAGAACGCAUUUACAGAACAGAUAAAAACUCUAGAUUGAAUAGCUUAGUAAAAACGUGGCAACGCUUCCUCUCUAAAUUAUAGUAUUCUGCUGUGUCUCCGAACUAGCAAGGUUGGCAGGAAAAAUAAGGCAGUAACAUCGUAGUAACAACAGAAUUAAGACGGAUAUGAUGCAUGAAGUCCGAAUACAGGAGCAGUAUUAUUGAUUGACAUUUGGGACAUAAACUGUAAAGCUCAAUUCAAGGUCUCAUGCACACGUGUCAAUAUUAUGGUGCCAACACUGGGAUUCAGUUUCUAGUGCCUGAUGCAGUACAGAUCAGGGGGCGAUUCCUUGAAUCCAGGCUUCCACUCGGAGCCUCCCAUAGAAGUGAACCCCAGGGGAAAUUAUGAGGUCGGAGUUAGCCUAAUGGGUUGGGUCUGUUUGUGUGUCCCCUAGGUCGGGUAUGGGUUAUGUCUGUGUCUAGUCACCUUGAUGAAUUGUUAAUCUAUUGCUUAGCUCCUAUCCGCUCAGUAGUUAGUUAUGUCCUACCUCGAUGACAUGUUCUCCAUGCGUCAGAGCCUGUUCUGCCGCUGUCUUUCAGUCUUGUGUAAGUCGGAAGAUCAUGUCAGUAGAACUAUCUACACGUCAUGGUAAUAUCUUGUGCGUCAACGUGUUCGAGCCCUCCCGGUUCCGACCCCCUCGGCCGCAAGCCGCACCGCCCCCGCGGUGUCCCUUAGUGAAGUUACACGCAAGCAGUAGUUGUAGCAGGUAUAAAAAGGGGGGAGGAGUAGGAGGAAAAGGAAGGGGGUGUGGAAGGGUCUUUGAGCAGUUUACAUCGGAGUGCGCCCGGGCAUCCCCAACCCCCGGGUGUCGCAGUGAGCUCGUGCCUCUCUAAGUUCUGGUACGGGAGAGAUAAACAUACCAUGGGGUCCAGAUGUCGACAUGUCUGGUGCUUCUCCCUAGUAGUUCUGCGUAUCGUGCCUCAGCUGUGUGUGUUUCCUCAACUCUCUGUAGCCAUUCUGCUACGGUUGGUGGGUGGAUCUGCUUCCACUUAGCUGGUAUAGACGCUUUCGCAGCAUUGAGCAGGUGUCUCAGUAUCGAUCUCUUAUAUUGGGCUAUCGAGCUUUCCGUAAAGUGUAGUAGGGCCAUUUCCAUGGUAAAUUCUGGUAAGUCACCCACGAUUGUCGUUAUCUCCCUCUUGAUGUCUUCCCAGUAUGGUUUAAUCCGCGCGCAGUCCCACCAGAUAUGUCGUAGGGUGCCUGUUUGGGAUUCGCAUCUCCAGCACGUAUCUGUCGUUCCCGGGAAUAUCCUGUGUAAUAGAGAUGGGGUUCUGUACCAGUGUGAGAGUAAUUUGAAGUUGACCUCCUGAUACCUUGUGCUUAUGGAGCUCUUGUGUUGUAAUAUUAAUAUCUGCUCCCAUUGCGCCUCUGUGUACGUCCUUGCCGUCAGUUCUUCCCAUUGCCUCUUAAAUGCAUUUUUACGUGUGCGAUCCCCUGUGAUCAACUGCUGGUAAAGGAUUGAUACUCUGCCGUCUGUGUCGGUGUUUGUCACGCAGAGGUGUUCGAACCACGUCUGUUCUCUGUGGAUCGCUUCACGGUUGGGAAGGUUGUAGUAGAAGUGCCGCAAUUGUGUGUAUCGAAAUCUGUGCAUCAGCGUGUGUAGUGUCGCCGUGCUCCAUUCUGGCAGGUUUCUCAUUCCUGUGUUGCUCAGGACCUUGGACAACGGGAUAUAAUCUCCGUCUCCAUCUAUCGGCCAGGCAGAUCGGUGUAGUCCCCCGCCUAUCAUGCUAUUGUGUGUUAUCGGGAUCAAGGGGCUUGGUUGUGGGGAGAUAUAUAGGUUUCGCCUCAGGGAAGACCACGUCUUCAGCGUUUGUACGAUGGGUGAUUCAUUGCCCAGUUUUGGUGCCGCGUCCGCUGUGCCUUGCUAUAUAUACAUGUGGAGGGCCUUGUUCGUACUCUCCCUGUCCAAGGCAGCCCACAAUUUGUGUUCAGGUGCUGUGUGCCAAUCUCUAAUCCGUUGUAAAACCGUGGCCUGAAAAUAUUUGCGAACGUCGGGCAGCGCCAGUCCGCCCCAGUUCUUGGGUAGACACAAUUUGUCGUAGCUGAGUCGUGCUCUCUCUCCCUUCCAGACAUAUUUUAUCACCGCCGAUUUAAGUGUUGUAAAGAAUUCUGGGGGUACGUGCCAGGGGAUGGUGUGAAAAUGGUAAAGCAACCUUGGUAGAAUAUUCAUUUUAACCACCGCUAUGCGUCCCUGCCAGGAUAUGUGGUCAAAGUUCCAAUUUUUGAGGUCGAGCAGUAUUGUGCGUAGAAGGGGCGUGUAGUUUCUGGCAUAUAUCUCUUUCGGUUCGCUGGGUAUCCAAAUUCCCAGGUAACGCAUCUGGCCUGGGCACCAGUGGAAGGGGAAUUCGCGUUCGAUCCGUUCCCUUACAGCUGUUGGGGCCGACACGUUCAACAGUUCGCAUUUAGUUUGAUUUAGCUUCAGUCCCGAUACCCGGCCGUAUAUGUCAAAUUCCUCCAUCAGAGCCGGCAUGGAGUUGAUAGGGUUGUCGAUAAAAAAGAGCAUGUCAUCUGCGUAUGCGGCUACCUUAUGUUCCUGGUCCUUAUGUCUAAACCCCCUAAUCUCUGGGGUUUGCCUUAUCCUGUCCAAGAACGGCUCCAACGAGAGGGCAAAUAGGAGCGGCGAUAGCGGGCAGCCCUGCCUGGUGCCAUUGUGUAUGGUAAAGCUGUCUGUGAGCGCGCCAUUCACCCUCACUCUGGCAUUAGGGUUAGCGUAGAGCGCCUCUAUCCAGGAUAUCAUUCCCGGUCCUAGGCCGACCUUAUGCAGUGUUGCCAUCAUGAAGCUCCACGUUACCCGAUCAAAUGCCUUUUCAGCAUCUGUGGAGAGCAUUGGCAACUCCGUGUCUCCCUUAAGGGCCAAUGCCUGUAUAGAGAACGCCCUUAGAGUGCAGUCCCUGGCUUCCCGGCCUGUCACGAAACCUGUUUGGUCAGGGUGGAUUAGGCGCUGGACAUACGUUUGUAGUCUUGUGGCGAUGAUUUUGGAGAAGAGUUUCACAUCCGUGUUAAAGAGUGAGAUCGGCCGGUAACUGCCGCAAUUUUCGGGAUUUUUGCCUGGCUUGGGUAGCACCGUAAUUGUGGCAGCUAGUGUUUCUUGGUGGAACUUGUCACCCUGUUGGAGUCGGUUGAGGGCUGCUGUUAAGUGUGGAUUCAAAAUGCCUCCAAACAUUUUAUAAUACCCCGCCGAUAGCCCAUCCGGACCUGGCGCUUUCCCCCUCUUCGCUGCCUUAAUUGCCGCUUGUAUUUCUUCUAUGGUGAUCGGGGUUUCCAGCAUUUCCGCUUCCUCCGGCGUGAGGGCGUCCGGUCGAAAUCUUUGUAAAUAGCGCGUUGUGGCUUCCUGCAGAGCGGCACGUUGAGUGUCGGGCGUCGACGAGGUGUUGUAUAGUCGUUGAUAAUAAUCACGGAAUUCGUUUGCUAUAUCCUCCGGGAAUUGUGUGAGGGUGCCAUUGGUCCUUCUCAGUGCAUGUACCUGCGCCCUGGCUUGUUGCGGUCGGAUCAUGUUGGCCAGGAGUCUCCCACUUUUAUUGGCGUGGAUGUAGAAGAAGGCUUUAGAUUUCUGCGUCGCUCAAUGGUGUUUGCGUGCUAUCAGUUCUGUCAAUUGUCGUCGUGCGUCUAAAAGACAGCGAUAGUGUUCCUCGAGUUGUGACCGUUUGUGCAGAGUUUCCAAAUUGGAAAUCUGGCCGGUAAGUUCCAGCAUGUGUUGCUGUAUUUCCUUCUUCUUCCGUGAUGCAAUCCUUAUGAGGUGGCCCCGAAGCACACUUUUGUGUGCUUCCCAGAGUGUCACUUUAGAAACGUCUUCCGUAUAAUUCUCAGUGAAGUAGUUGGACAGGUGUUCCGUCAGGAGUGUCUUUACUCCCAAGUCCAACAAGAGUGACUCAUUCAAUCUCCAUGUCGAUUUAGAGGGUCUGAAGAGAGGGGAGUCCAGGUGUACUUGUACUGCGCUGUGGUCCGACCAUGGUGUUGGUUCAAUUUCGGCUGAUCGCAGACGUUGUAACCCUUCCUGCUGAAUGAGGAUGUAGUCGAUACGCGAAUGUCUCCUGUGAAUGGCCGAGUAGUGCGUAUAAUCUCGAGUCGUCGGGUGUAAGGUUCGCCACGCAUCCACCAGUCUCAGGUCUAACAGCGUCUUCCUUAUCGCCCUGAUCGCGGUUUGUGGUAUGCUGCUGUGUCCGGUCGAUGAGUCGGAUAGUGGGUCGAGUGGCGCGUUAAAGUCCCCCCCCUAUGACAAGCGAACCUUCCGUGAACGUUGCCAGUUGGCGAAUCGUUUUGUUCAGAAACGUCGCCUGCUUUGCAUUUGGCGCAUAGAUUGAUGCGAAGGUGUAAAUUCUUCCAGAUAUAGUGCCUUUGAGAAAAAGGUAUCUGCCGUUUGGGUCCGUGAGUUGGUCCGUCUGGGUGAAUUGGAUAUUAGCGGCUAUCAGUAUCGCCACUCCUGCCCUUCGGUCAGUAGGGUGGGUGCUGUGGCAGUUGGUUGGAUACCGUCUGAGCAUCACAACUUUAAACCUACUGUCUUCACGUUAUGAGUGUAAAAGUAAACAGAUGUCCAGAUGUUUAAAUCCCCACCAGGAGGAGGGAUGAGCUGUACAUAAAUUCCAUGGCGGCUAAGGUUGUGAGACUAUACAUGUUUUAUGGAAGCACUGCAUUAUCUAUGGGCCCAUCUUGUAACAUUUCUGGCUGAGCGUUUCAGCAAGUGUAAGGCACAGAUGUGUGUGUCAGCAUUAUGGAACUGGCAGUUUUCAAUAGAGGACAAGCCAAAGAUGGUCUCACUAUCUCCCCAAUGUGAGCUGUGCUGACAUUGUUUAAUGUAAUCUAGGAUGAAGCCAGUUACCGGGAAUAAAUCCUACCCCUGUAAUGACUGUAGGUAUUCAGUGUGAUAGUACUUACCGUGCUUCAGGGAUAACAGUACCCAGCACGCAGUCCAUGCUGUUGACGAGCUAACCACAUCAUGGCAGCUAACCACAUCAUGGCAGUGUCCAGAUAUGGGAGAUGAUAUGCUAACAGAUGCUCCAAAUGUAUUUAUUUUAUUGCUUUAAUAUAUUUGUACGGCGCACCAUAAUAGCAGUGCAAAAAAAUAUGCUGAAAUACACCUUAACAAAAUGGCAAAUAAUAAAAUACGCUAAAAUACACUUUUACCCCAUUGUGGAAUGGUUUGCCUCCUUAACGGGAAAUGCUGCUAGUGUAUUCUGGACUUAUUUUGUAGACCAUAGUAAUGAAUGUUUUCAUUGUCUACGUAAUGCAUUUAAGAUGGGUUUAAAUCCAGCCUGUAUUUGCCCACUAAUAUAUUAUAAUUUUUUUUCCUCAUCAGAUUGCAUACAUAUUAAUAGAAAGGGGAGAGGAUGAUGACAAUGAUCUUAUAAUGGAAGUAACAGCUGGAGUAGGGGGACAGGAGGCCAUGCUAUUUACUGCAGAGAUGUUUGAUAUGUAUCAACGCUAUGCAAGUUACAAAAGCUGGAGCUUUGAUAUCCUGGAGUAUUGUCCUAGUGAGAUUGGUAAGUAACCUUCUCUUUGAGGUACAAAAGUUUUUGGGAAGUUGAUUUUUUUUUAUUUUUUUUUUUAUUAUGCAAGCAAAAAUGUGUUACAUAGUUACAUGAAGCCCAUGCUUAAAUAUUUAUGCUGUUAAUCCAAAAGUAGACACCCCUCCCCCCAAACAAAAUGACACAAUUUUAGCCUCUUCCAGUUAUGCCACAAAAAGUGGAACAAACUUCUUGACUCUAUAAUGGCAAUCAGAUUUCUCCUUGGAUCAACAACCUGUUUACAUAUGUAUCAAUUAUAGCCUUGAAUAUUCUGUUUAUGCAAAAAAGCAUCCAAAAAAUUAUUUAUUUAUUUUUUAUUUUAGUAUUACCUAUAGAAUCUCAUAAGACAUUCUCUUUAGGCAGAGAAUUCCACAUCUUUAACAGGUUAGUAUAUAGUGGUUUGUAUUGACCCUGUAUAUAUUUGUAUAGUGCUAUUAUAUCCCCUCUAGGGCGUCUUUUUUUUUUUUCUAACGAAAACAAAUCCAGGUUUUAUAGCCUUUCUUCAUAACUACUAUUUUCCAUCCCUCUUAUUUAUUUAUUUUUAGCUUGCAUCUGUACUUUUUCUAGUUGUGCAUUAUCCCUCUUUAGAACUGGCGCCAAAAAUUGCACCACAUAUUCACAUUUACUGCUGAUUUGUAAAGAGGCAAAAUUAUAUUUUGAGCGCGUCAAUACUGAUUUUUAUACACAGACACACCUUACUAGCUUUUGCAACGGCAGAUCGGCAUUGCAUAGUGUUGCCUAGUUUGUGAUCUAAAAUUGUUCCUCGAGUCGUUUUCAUUUAAAGGACCACUAUAGUGCCAGGAAAACAUACUCGUUUUCCUGGCACUGUAGUGCCCUGAAGGUGCCCCCACCCUCAGGGUCCCCCUCCCGCCCGGCUCUGGGGGGAGGAAGGGGUCAAACUUACCUCUUUCUCCAGCGCCGGGUGGGGAGCUCUCCGCCUCCUCUCCUCCUCUUCGGCUGAAUGCGCAUGCGCGGCUGGAGCCGCGUGCGCAUUCAGCCAGUCCAUAGGAAAGCAUUCACAAUGCUUUCCUAUGGACGCUGGCGUCUUCUCACUGUGAUUUUCACAGUGGAAAACGCGGAAGCCCUAUAGCGGCUGUCCAUGAGACAGCCACUAGAGGCUGGAUUAACCCCAACAUAAACAUAGCAGUUUCUCUGAACCUGCUGUGUUUAUAGAAAAAAGUGUUAACCCUUGAUGGACCAGGCACCCAGACCACCUCAUUAAGCUAAAGUGGUCUGGGUGCCUAUAGUGGUCCUUUAAUGUUAUCCCUAACUCAACCCUAAUUAAUGUAUAAGGGACUUGUGCAUUUCUUAUUCCAAAAUGCAUGACUUUAUAUUGAUCUGUAUUGAAUCUCAUCUGCCAUUUGCCUGCCCAGUCCCCCAAUUUAUCCAAAUCCAUCUGUUGUGAAGUUGUAUCAUGUUCAGAAUAGGGAUCAACUGAUCUCAUUUUUCCAGGGCCGAUACCGAAUAAAAAAAAAAAAAAGGGACUGCUUUACCUGUUCUACUUGUACUCCAGUGCAGCAUCUUGGUGGUACCUGAGUAUAUUGCUCUCUAUUGAAAAAAUAGGUCUUUCUUUCCACAUCACACAGACAUAGCCACUCAACUAAUGCAAGCAAUAUAUUUUUUUUUCAUAUUGAAUGACUGCUUCUUUGAACAGCCUGCUUAGCAUUGCACAGUCUGGCACACUUAUCCUCAUUUGUGCAGAUGUUAAAGUAUAUUUAAAGGGGUGCAUAACCAUGACUAGUCUAGGGUAAAUUGUAUGCUAGAAGUAUUUUAAAGGGACACUAUAGUCACCAGAACAACUUCCGCUUAAUGUAGUUGUUCUGGUGAGUAUAAUCGCUCCAUUCAGGCAUUUUCAUGUAAACACUGCCUUUUCAGAGAAAAGACAGUGUUUACAUUGCUCCUAGGGACACCUCCAAGUGGCCACUCCUUAGAUGGACACUGCAGGGGCUUCCUGGCUCAGGGCUGCACAGUAAGCAACCCUGCCGUUCAGUGCCCCCACGCUCUGCAUGGAGACGCUGAAUUUUCCUAAUAGAGAUGAUGAGGUCCUGAUUGGCCAAAACGGCAUUUGGCCCCGCCCCGUGCCGAUUUUAGCCAAUCCAAUGCUUUCCUAUAGGGAAAUGGUGGGUUAAACACUACAGGGUCAGGAAUACAUGUUUGUGUUCCUGACCCUAAAGUGAUCCUUUAAGUAUUUUUCAUUAGCUUUGCAGACUUUGCGUAUAAUGUUUUAUAAUAUUUUAUUGGUUUACUUCUGUAUUGCUGCCAGUCUGUACUUAUGAGUUCUCUGUUUUAAGGUGGCCUACGACAUGCAGCAGCAAGCAUAGGAGGUCUCUAUGCCUACAAGCAUUUGAAGUUUGAAGGAGGAGUUCACAGAGUCCAGAGAGUACCAAAAACUGAGAAACAAGGGCGAAUUCAUACAAGCACAAUGACUAUUGCUAUAUUACCACAACCGAGUGAGGUAAACUCCUGCUGUUGGGACUAAUCAUUAUAUAGUUACAUAGCUGAAAAAGACAUGUGUCCAUCAAAUCCAGCCUUUCUCACAUUUUGUUUUUGCUGUUGAGCGAAAGGAAAGCAAAAUAAAAACAAUUUGAAGCAGUUCCAAUUUUGCAACAAACUAGGACAGAAUUCCUUCUUGACCCAAGAAUGGCAGUCCGAUAUCGCCUUGGAUCAAUAAGCUAUUACUCCACAAAUUAAAAAUGAUAUCCUUAUUUAUUAUGUUUUUUUCAAGUAUUUAUUCAAUUGCUGUUUAAACAUCUGUAUAGACUCUGAUAAAACCACCUCUUCAGGUAGAGAAUUCCACAUUCAUAUUGUUCUUAUUGUGAAAAAUACUUUCCUUUGCUUUAGAUUAAAUCUCUAAUCCCUGCCACGUAAUCUCCCUCCCUUAUAGACUAGCUGAUGCUGUUUGUACCUGCCCUGUUCAAAUGUCAGGCCACUGUAGAACUGCAUGCAUCUGUGAAGACACACAGUGCAACAUAAUAUUAACAUUUUCAUCUGUGGUAGCAAAAAUUAAGAGAAUGUAGGUUUUAAAAAUACAUACAUUAAUUUACUUCAAGGUAGUUCCAGAUUUAAAAAAAAAAAAGUUUAAGUUUUUAUUACAGCAAACAUAGUUUGUUCAUGUUGGGCAAUGUCAGAUUACAUGCUUUUUUAAAAUUUUAAUAAAGAAGCAUAGUAGACACAGCAAGAAUACGCGGAAGCAUUACAAAAUAGGUGAAAAUGGUGAUGAGAGAACUAUGAAUAAUACAUUUUUUAAAAAAUCUGCUUCUUUUAUAUAUUAUACGAAUAAUAUAAAUUGUGUUGAAAUCAAUAUGUGCAUCAGUGUUGGUUAAUACAAGUCAGGAAGAAUUCUUGUUUCAGCAGAUAUGUCUCCUCUUUUUUUUAAUUUUAUUUUUUUAUCUACAGUAACUUCAUCUAACCUCAUACAGGAGGGUGACUUGCGCGAUUAGGCAAUUAACAGAGCAAGAAAAAAUAAAAUUACUUCUAAAAUAAACACUGUUUAGAUAGCUUAGUAAUCAAAGAAAUUAUACAUUCACAAAUAGGUAUAUCUAUGAAACAUUACUAUACAUAAGUGUUCUUAAGAUUUUAACCAGAACAAAAGCAUUCCUACCAGGUGUAUCUAUUUAGGAGGUACAGUUGCUACUUUGGGCCCAAAUCCCUCUGUCCUUUUUUUUUUUUUUUCUCUAUCUUAAUGUUGCUGUUUUCUGAAUACUGUACAUUAUACUGUAGGUGUGUCUGAGUAUAUGAUAGAACUCCACAGCAAUAAUACUCAGUAGUGUGUAUUUAAACUACAAUACUGUUUUUAGAAAUCACUCUUCGUAAAUAAGACACUUUAAUCUUGUACUAAAUUACAUUUUAAUUGCAUAUAUUAUUAACAAGUCACCUACAUUUUCUCAGUACCUCUAAAAUGUAAAGUGUCCCUCUUUGUCCAUGUGAAAUGUUAUGGGUAAUGCAAAAGUGUGUAGCAGCCUUUUUUCUGACAAACAUACUCUCCAUUUUUCACCCAAUAUGCAUCCAAACAGAUGGGAUCUUUUACAAGCUUUUCAUGAGGUUUACACUGAAACUGUGCAGAUUUUAUCUUUUUGUGUGGCUUACAACUGUAAGCAUCAUAUUUUAAUAUGAAACCUGUUACCAGCUACUCACUUGAAAACAGAUAAAGUUGUUCACUAAUCCUGGAAUUGUUUAAAAUUGGAAAGGAAGUUGCAAAUAUUGGGCCAAAAUAUGAGAAUUUUCAAACAUUCUAAGGACCAGUGGACUGUCGUGGCAAUAUAUUUAUAUAAAGAUCCUUCACAUUUCAAAAUAGAUUUAUCUACUCAUUUACUUACUGUAUGUUGUGGCUGUGGCUUACAUAUGAAUCUUAAAGGGACCCUAUAGUCACCUGAACAACUUUAGCUUAAUGAAGCAGUUUUGGUGUAUAGAACAUGCCCCUGCAGCCUCACUGCUCAAUCCUCUGCCAUUUAGGAGUUAAAUCCCUUUGCUUAUGAACCCUAGUCACACCUCCCUGCAUGUGACUUGCACAGCCUUUCAUAAACACUUCCUGUAAAGAGAGCCCUAUUUAGGCUUUCUUUAUUGCAAGUUCUGUUCAAUUAAGAUUUUCUUAUCCCCUGCUAUGUUAAUAGCUUGCUAGACCCUGCAAGAGCCUCCUGUAUGUGAUUUAAAGUUCAAUUUAGAGAUUGAGAUACAAUUAUUUAAGGUAAAUUACAUCUGUUUGAAAGUGAAACCAGUUUUUUUUUUCAUGCAGGCUCUGUCAAUCAUAGCCAGGGGAGGUGUGGCUAGGGCUGCAUAAACAGAAACAAAGUGAUUUAACUCCUAAAUGACAGUGAAUUGAGCAGUGAAAUUGCAGGGGAAUGAUCUAUACACUAAAACUGCUUUAUUUAAAUAAAGUAAUUUAGGUGACUAUAGUGUUCCUUUAAUAUUUUUUAUAGUUCUCAGUAUUAUGGUUGAAUGUGAAUAGAAAAUAUAUGAAAUGCAAUAUUAAAUGUCUAUUUAUUGCAAUAAUUAUAUCUAAGCUAUAACAAAUGAUGGCAGUAACCAUGUAUUACAAUACAAAACAUUUACAAACUACAACAUAUAACUUGCAGCCCGUGGCUGAGGCUAAAAAAAAAAAUGGCUGAAAAUCUAUUAUCUCUGGGGGUUUUUUAUUCACUGUGGGAAGUUUUAUGGGAGAUAACUUCCUUAGAGUGGGCUGGCCUGUGAUGUCACUGCCCGAAGCACAUGGUAUAAGGAAACCAUAAAUUGGAAAUUAUUCCUACAUACUGCCCCUAAUGGUGCCUCUAAAACAUUAACCUUAGUAUGCUUUAUUUAUGGCAUCAUUACACUGUCAGGCUGUAUAGAGCAAACAAAGUUAAACAAGUGAGAUGUUACAUUUUGGCAGAGGUUGUACAGUAACAUGAUUAUAGCAUUGUAAAGCACUGCGGAAUAAGUUUGGCGCUAAAUAAAUGACAAAAAUAAUCAUCAUAGCGUAGUCUUUAGUCUUUACGAGCUUAAAAUGUCCUAUUUUUUUCCCCAUCUACCGCAAGCCUUGGUGUAGUGAAUAAAAGCCACAGUUGCAAACUAACAUAUUUACUGAAACCAUGCUAGAACAUCUUGUCACUAAGUUAAUAAAGGGAAUUCUGUUUGAUAAUAAAACAUUUUGUUGCUAUGUUUUUUUUCUUUCUGAACUCCCAGAUCAAUUUAGUGAUCCAUCCCAAAGAUUUACGGAUUGAAACCAAAAGAGCUAGUGGUGCUGGGGGACAGCAUGUCAAUACUACUGAUAGCGCUGUACGGAUUGUACACAUACCAACAGGUGGGCAUAUUUGCUAUACAAUGUUAAAUGAAAAAUUGGUUUAUUAUAAUCAAAUUUUGUUAUGUGUAUAUACUCUAUAUCAGGGGUUCCCAAUUUUUCCCGUGGAACCCUUUGACUUAGUAUAACAUCGUGAAACCCCUUAAAAAAAAAAAAAAAAAAAUUGCGCCGUAGCACAAACCUUUUAAUAAGUGGCUUUUUUUUUUAUCAUUUUCAAAUAUUUUUCUCAUAAACGGUUGUCUAAUGAUACUCCUGAAGCUUUCGCUUAAAAAAGGCAAUGUCUUUAUCUUUGUACUCUGAGUUGGUUUUGCUCAAAAUGAUUAUGUAAUUUAGCAAGUGCUAACAAACUGUUUGGCAAUAUUUUCUUGCAGAUUAAGCAUUUUGCUUGAUGUAUAUUUUUAUUUCUGGCACUUGUGAAUCCAAAUGUUAAGUAGCUGUCGUCAUAUUUUCUUUUUUUUAUUUAUUUUUAUUUUUUGAGAAGAGGAUUACCGUAUAUACUUGAGUAUAAGUCGAGUUUUUCAGCACAUUUGAUAUGGUAUAACAGUUUAUUAGGGAACAGAUGUGUCGAGGUCUUGAAUCCUCCCUCUACCCAGUUCACACACUACACACACACUGCAUUAUAUAUACACAUACAAACACACACUCUGCAUUAUAUACACACACACUGUGCAUUAUAUAUAUAUAUAUAUAUAUACACACACACACACUCUGCAUUAUAUAAUUAUAUAUACACACACACACACUCUGCAUUAUAUAAUUAUAUAUACACACACACACACACACACACUCUGCAUUAUAUAAUUAUAUACACACACACACUCUGUCAUACACACACACACACACUGCAUUAUAUACACACAGAGUGUGUGUUUGUAUGAGUGUGUGUGCAUAUAAUUAUAAAAAUCACCGAAUUUCAUAGCCCCAAGUUUUACUCUCGACUUAUCCACGAGGCAUAGCAUAUUUCACAAUUGUUGGUCACAAAACUGCACUCGACUUAUACAUGAGAUCGACUUAUACACUAGUAUACACGGUAGGUAGCAUAGUGUUUUGUUUUUUUUUCUUCUCCCUUUGGCUUGUCUCUGCUAUUUGAGGGACAGUAGAUGCAACUAUUUGGCCUUGUUUUCUUGAUUUCUUGUUGUAUCAUGUUUCUAAGUUUCAAAAAUUUUCAAACAAUUAGAAGUAGUAAUUUUUCUCUUGAUAGCUCCUUAUUUUAACCAGUUGUCCAAAUUCAUGGUUGUUGGUUGGUUAAAAAAAACAAAAACAAAACACUUCUCUAACCUGAAAAAAAACAAAAUACUGAUCUCACUACCUGACUGCAAUGGAUGUUUUUGUUGGAUUUUUUUUUAAUUUAUUUUUAUUUUUUUAUAAUGCUCUUAUAAGUUUAUGUAAGAAGCACUUUUAAUCAUACUUGGAGCAAAAAGAUUAAAACACUUUUAAACAGGCCUCACUACCUGACUGCAAAGGAUGCUGUAUUUUUUUUUGUUUGUUUUUGUUUUUUCAAAGCUCUUAGAAAGAAAUGAACAUAAGCAGGAUUUUUGCUCAAUCUUGGAGUAAAGAGAAAUCUUUACUACAGUCUUCACCAAAGGACGCUGUUUUGGUAACCGCUCUAGGAAUGAAAAUGUUUUGGUAUAUCACAGAUUUCUACUGAUAGUACGCCAAAAAAAAAAAAAUAUUACACACACAGUCUCGCGAUCUCUUUAUAAGAUCACGGCCGCGCGUGUUUCCGACCUUCCGGGAACAGGAGGGAGCAGCGGCCAUCUUGGAUAGGGCAAUUCACGGCGGAACCCCAGUUUUGUUCUCGUGGAACACCAAUUGGGAAACGCUGCUCUAUAUAUUCAACAGUCAUAUAAAGUCUGUGUAUAUACUGUACCAAGUAGAUCAACAGUAGCUGUUGGAUGUGGUGUGACAGUUUCUCACUGUCUUCAUAGUGGAUAAAAUGGAAUGUAUCUAAAAAAAAAAAAAAAAAUGCAUGGCACACCUUGUGCAAUCGUUGGUCAGGUUGCCAUUCACAUGCACGCUAACUAAAACAGGACACUACACAGCAAGGUACAAGUAUUCUCUGCAAGUAAAGACUGCACCAGUGCUGUUUUUAAGGGCUUAACCCUAACUUGUCAUAUACCAGAAAAAAGAAAAUCACAUAACUGGUGACAGUAUUGCGCUCACAAUAACCGUCAGGUACAUAAUCUAACCAAAGUAUAUACAGUAUAACUACCCGAUACCCAUAAAAAGGGGAAACCUUUUGUUAUUGUAGAGGUAUUGUAAAAUGAAAGGUUAUGGUGAUAUGGUAUAACAGUUUAUUAGGGAACAGAUGUGUCGAGGUCUUGAAUCCUCCCAGCUAGAGUGCUUGCACACCAAUAUAUAGAAGUAUAUAGCAACACCGUUAAUCUCACUGUCCGAAAAUAGGUAAAUGUAAUAUGGGUAUAUUGCUUUUACUACAGCAUAACAGAACUUGCAUCAAGAAAUUUCAGCUGUGAUCCCAUAUAAAUCUUCUAAAGCUUAUCCUAAUGUAUCAGCACAUUACCUUUUACCUUGGCUGCUAAAAUGGUUGACAUCCUACCUCACUAUAAUAUUAUGGAGCAUUAACGGUACCACGUAAAUAGCUUGGUAGUGGUAUCUGUAAUAAACCUACAGUCUGUCAUCAAACACCCUCCUACCCACAUUUCGGCUGUCUUAAGAGUAACAGCCUACUUGAGCAGUUCUAUGACCUGGCUUCAAACAAAACCACCUUGGUCAGCAGAUUGUAACCAGAGCUAGAGUAAACCCCAUCCUGCCUAAUCAGUAACUGCUAAAGACCAUAGGAAGGAACAAAGAAAAUAAGCUCUUGACUUGUGUUUCAGUGCAGCACAUCUUUAUCUUGAAAACCUUGCACUGCCUGCCAAUAUAUACUAGCGAUACAAAGUGGUCCCACUCAUAUGGUACAAAAAUGUAUCCACGUAAUAUGUCUAUAUAUAUAUAUAUAUAUAUAUAUGUAUGUAGUUUAUUUAAAGGACCACUAUAGUGCCAGGAAAACAUACUCGUUUUCCUGGCACUAUAGUGCCCUGAGGGUGCCCCCACCCUCAGGGUCCCCCUCCCGCCCAGCUCUGGAAGGGGGAAAGGGGUAAAAACUUACCUUUUUCCAGCGCUGGGCGGAGAGCUCUCCUCCUCCUCUCCGCCUCCGUUACGUCCCGCCGGCUGAAUGCGCACGCGCGGCAAGAGCUGCGCGCGCAUUCAGCCGGUCUCAUAGGAAAGCAUUUACAAUGCUUUCCUAUGGACGCUGGCGUGCUCUCACUGUGAUUUUCACAGUGAGAAGCACGCAAGCGCCUCUAGUGGCUGCCAAUGAGACAGCCACUAGAGGAUUAGGGGGAAGGCUUAACCCAUUCAUAAUUAUAGCAGUUUCUCUGAAACUGCUAUAAUUAUGAAAAAAUGGGUUAACCCUAGAAGGACCUGGCACCCAGACCACUUCAUUAAGCUGAAGUGGUCUGGGUGCCUAGAGUGGUCCUUUAAAUGUUACAUUUACCUUGCCAAUUUUAGCUACAUGAUUAGUCACAAGAUUUUAACAAAUGUGCCUGUUUCUUUUUAGCUACUACACGUUUUUUCUAAGAGAGCCAAGGAAUAAUAAAGGAACUGUAUCUGCACACUAGAAUGUACUUUCCCUUGAUGUUUGUUUCAUUUCUUGUUAAUGAUGGUGCAGCUAUGUAAAAUUUCUUUAUUUUAAUUUCCAGGGGUGGUAUCAGAGUGUCAGCAGGAGAGAUCUCAGCUGAAAAACAAAGAGAAGGCAAUGCAGGUUCUUCGUGCAAAACUAUACAGCAUGAAACUUGAAGAAGAAACUACAAAACGGUACAAUGCAAGAAAGGUCCAGGUAAGCCCACUUAUAGUAAUUAUACCUUUGUGAGAUAGACUGGUGUUUCUAUGUAUGUUUGAAUUGUGUGUCUUCCCUUACAUCGGAACCUCUUAAUCCAUGGCCAAUAUCACAAUCUGGAUCCUAAAGACUCUUCGUCAGCAGUUUACAACCCUGCCAGAGUUAAAUUAAAGGAACACUACAGUCACCAAAACAACAUUAGCUUAAUUAAGCAGUUUGGGUGUAUAGAUCAUGCCCCUGCAGUCUUGCUGUUCAACUUUCUGCUAUUAAGUAGUUAAAUUACUUUUGUUUCUGUUUAUGCUGUCCUAGCCACACCUCCCCUUGUUGUGACUCACACAGCCUGCAGGAAAACAAAAUGGUUUCAUUUUCAAUCAGAUGUAACUUACUUUAAUUUUAUCUCCUGCUGUGUAAAUUGAACUUUAAUCACACACAGAAGAUUCCUGCAAAGUCUAGCAAGCUUUUAACAGAGGAGGAGAUAACAAAUUCAAAAUAAAAGAGAAUUAGUAAUAAAGGAAGUGUAAACAUUAUAUGACUCUUUACAGGAUGUUUUGAGGAAGGCUGUGUAGGUCACAUGCAGGGAGGUAUGACUGAGGCUGUAUAAACAAAGUGAUUUAACUCCUAAAUGGCAGUGAAUUUAGCAGUGAGACUGCAGGGGCAUAAUCUAUACUCCAAAAUGGCUUCAUUAAGCUUAAGUUGUUUUGGUGACUAUACUGUCGCUUUAAUGGUGCAUUCAAUUUUAGUCUUGGAUCUUUGAAGGUCAAUUUGCUAUGAAGAAAGAUUGUUUUUUAAAGCGACACUAUUGGCAACCAGACUACUUCGUCUUAUUAUCUAUAGCCCCCUUCCUAUGGAUACUUGCCCUGCCUCUUGUGUGCUUUCUGUGCACCAAGUUGUGGCCCAUGUUACUCUUGCUGUCCUGGUUUGGUGGUAGCCUGGGUGAAUGCAUAUUCUAUGGCAUGAGUCCCACUUCUGGGGGAAGGUAAGUCGGGAUACACGACGGACUAUUGGCCCUGGCUAAGAGGCUGAAGUGGAGAAGUACUUGGUGAGGGCUCUGGCCGUGCCCCGGAGUGGAUUCCAUCUUUCCUGGGGAGAGUGUUGAUGGCCAGUGCUGCCAGGGUUUUUGAGGGAUUGCAGUUUUCUGGCUUAUUUACUAGUGAUUUGUGCGUGUGGUUUUGCUAUUUUUUUUUAAUGCUGUCUGUUACCACAUUUUUGCUCCCUGGAGCUCAAAUGAACUGGUUAGAUUUUUCUGUACAGUAUAUUGGAAUUAUGCAUUUCUGUUUGCAUUAUUUUACUUUGACAGGAAUAUUGUGCUAGCAAUCUCAUUUAUUAUUUUACAUGUAUAUAUCGUGACCGCUCUUUCUUCCAACUCAUAUGUUUGCAGCAUAUGCUACUUAAUAUAUUGCUUUAAAAGGUACUUGCCAUGCCAGUUUGUGCUCUGCAAUAAUGAAUAUUCUUUUCAAUCUUUCUAUAAAUCAUGCUAGCCAUUGUAUAGGUUUAGAGAUAACGCUCCACCUCUUUACCUCUGUCUCUGUAUAUCGUACAUUCUCCUCUAAUCGUAUAGCGCUGCAGAGCACAUUGGUGCUUUAUAUAAAAUCAAUAGAAUUAUUGUUUAACAAAUACAAAUAUUUUGUACAUUAUGUGGGGGGGGGGGGUGUCUAGCCGCCAAAGAAAAUGAUUGCAUAAUCUAACAGCUCCUCGUGGAACCUGUGAAAAAUGCCUCAACAGCGCACCUCUCCAAGCCCAUCGCUGCAAAUGAGCUGUACAAAGAGGCCGACAGAAGCCGCUGGUACCCUAAAACCGCCCGGGUCCAGUGGAGAGCCAUCCAUUCGCUUCUUCCUCACUGGGACCCGUCAUUGUGGCGGGAGCAGGAGGCCACAAGACCUACUCCUGACUCCCUCCCACUUACCCCAACGAGGUUCUCGCCUACGCCCUCCCUCUCAACAGAGGCUUCAGGGAUGCUUGAAGGGUAAACUGCGGGCCAUCAUCCCCAGCCUACUCAUCAAGGCGGACUUCGAGGCCCUGUCACCACCUACAUCACCACCAGCUCGUCAACUGCUGGAGAGCAUUACACCCAGCGGCGCAGGACUAUACCUUCUACUCUACAACACAUGCCACUUACACAAGGUUAGACCAUUUCUUCGUUCCCCACUGCAACCAGAGUCGGAAAUCCUACCGAUGACCUGGUUUGACCAUUGCCCCCUCUGCUUGCGGUUACGCUCGCCCCUGUACCGGCCCCGCCAAACUUCAUAGCGUCUGAACGAAUCCAUCCUCUCGGACACACUGCUGUUGGAAACGGCGAGAAAGACCCUGCAGGAUUACUCUGCAAGACGGGAGUCACUACUCCCCUGAUAUGCUGGGAGACACACAGGGAACUAAAAUGUUCCCCAGGGAACUUACAUGAGACACUCAAAGACCCCGAAGGACUCUGGAUGUGCGGACAAUACGGCACCUCUCUCAGCACUCCCAUACCGCAUUCGGCUAUCGACUGCAAGUGUUAACACCUUUCAUUAGAUGAGCAAGUGGUGGGUUUAAUCACAACAGGCACACAGAGAAGGGUAAUGAUGAUACGCAGAGAAAGGUUAGAAACCUGGCAUUCCAGCAACUGAUUUUCAUAUACUGCACAAUUUAUGCUUCUUCCCUUAGGUGGGAAAAAUGUUACUUCGAUAACGGUUACAUAAGACCUCUGUGCAGGUCACCUGUUCUGAUAUGCUAAAGUGUAUUGCUUCACUCAAAUACUAUGUUCAUUAACAACGCAAUAAAGACAAUCUUAAUACAAAUACUUGUACAUUAUAUUUGUAAUAUAUUGAGGGAACUAAACCUGAUUAGCCUAAGUUAAAAUAUGCAUUACAGCAUCAUGUACUGAUGCAAAUUUGAUAUUGUUCUAUAUCUUGCAAUAUCAUACAUUUUGCUUGGUUGGAUCAUUCUGUACAAUAUAUUGCAUUAUGCUUUGCGUUAUUUCCCUGUGCAGUAACACGGCACUAGCAUAUUAUAUCUCUUAGCUAGUAAGUGUGCCGGCCUGAUGACCGAGAGAUUGUGACUGCUCUUACUUUACACUCACAUGCUUGCAGUAUAUGCUACUUAAUAUAUUGCUUUAAUGUGCUAAUGACAAUUUGAUAUUGAUCUGUAUCUACCACUAUUAUAGCACUCUGCUGUGUAUCUGUUACUUUAUAUACUGAUAUAGUACAAUCUUAUUACAUACAAAGAUGAAUUAAAGAUGGCUGCCCGAAGGGUGUACGGGUAAGCCAGGAGAUGACCUGAAAUGAUGUAUUUAUUUAUGUGUAUUUACACAGAGGCUGUAAUGCAUAUAAUAUUUUAUUCAGGAACAAUAAAAGCCAGUUUUUCUUUAAGGUUUAGUAAAGGUAUAGGUAUUUGGAAGUUUUUAAUUUCACAUAUAACUUCCAUUCACUUACAUAUCUCAUAUCAAGCACUGCUUAAAAAGCCAUGUGUUUGUUUUAUUUAUUUUUAAACGCUAAUGUUGGUAAUGAAUUGUCCCACAUAGUUGCAGUUUCUCUUAAAUUGGAUAUUAAAGGGUUACUCCAUGCACCAUGAUCACUUCAGUCAUUUGGUUUGGUCAUGGUUAUUGGAGUCUGUAUGUGCAGUGUUUCAGUAUGAAAUGCUACAGAAACAGAGAUAUUUUAUCUCUCCCAGAAGUGUAACUCUCCUCUGGCAGUGUCAUCCAUAUGUAGUUGGCAUAUUCCAUGGACAGAGGGUCAUUUGUUGGCUUAGAGCGAUCAGCUAAAACUUUCAGCCAAUGAAUGAAUGACUGGUGGGAUUGACAUACAGCUUUUGCAACUCUGCUCAACAGGCGGCUAGGUGCCCAGGCAGGGUUUCAGGUAACAGGCCAAAUUGUUGCAAAAUGUUUUGGGGUAUCUCCUAGCACUCUAAUCACCACUUAAAGGAAUUCUAUAGCGUUGGUAAUACAAACCUGUACCCCUGUUCAUAGUUGUAGUAAGAUGUGUGUGUCUUUUUCGGCACUGCUCACCUCUCCGUCUCCCACAACGUCAUCGAGAAGGCAUGCUCCUCAUAGAUGAGCAUUAAGGACCUAAUGCACUUUGCAGAGAGAUCCAUGCACGCAUUCAAGGUUCACUAUAGUAAAGCAUUGUAGUCAACAGGCCACUGCACCCAGUCCACCUUAUUGAGAUGAAGUUGUCUGGAUGACUAGUGUCCUUAUAAAUGGCCAGAUUUCAUUUCUUAGCCGUUAAAUGCCUAUAUCCAUUCUCCCCUCAGUGCUGCCAUUUUCUUCUACUUUAGAAAGAAAAUUCCUGCUUUUCCCAACCGUUGGCAGUAUGUGACUGUUACUGAACAAGGUGUGCCUAUUGACACUCGUGCACAAAUAAAAAGGCAUCCUGCCACUCUAACUGCUGCAAUUCACAUGGCAAUUUGCUUUAUUUAUCAGUAGACCCAAUUUGGCCCAAAUUAAAUAUGCUUAUCAGUGGAUAAUUGGCAACCUUCCCCAUGUAGCCAGAUAGGAUAGUCUCAUGUAAUUACACUUGAAUGUUGCAAUUUGAAUGCUAACUCUGAGCCUAGUAAAUUACACUUUAAACUGAUUAAAUAGCACAAGCCACUGUUUUCAGUGACUAGGUAAAAAUGCUGUUUCAAUGUACGUUCCUUUUGUCCUAUUGUUCAGCCUCUCACAAGGAAAUAAUGUAUGUCUCAUCUACAUAUCAAUAAAAAAAAUCCUCAAAACAAAAGACGGGGAAUAGCUAUUUUAUGUCUUAAAUGGCCGUUUCCUCCCCCCCCCCCUUUCCAGUUUAUUUAAUGAUUCAUUUAAAGAACUGUUCCCUUAAAAAAAAAAAAAAUUUUGAAAAGUAAAGCCGUACAUAGUAUUUAAAAAUGUUUGUUGGAAAGCAUACCAGAUAUUGCAUUUCAUGUUGGUAUAAGAAUGUCUAUUUAACAGCCAUUUGCACGUGUCCAUAAGACCUUUAAAGGACCACUGCCCCCACCCUCAGGGUCCCCCUCCCACGGGCUCUGGGGAGAGGAAGGGGUUAAAAUCUUACCUUUCUCCAGCGCCGGGCGGGGAGCUCUCCUCCUUCAUAGCAACGUCAUCGGCAGCAUGCGCGGCAGGAGCCGCGCGCGCAUUCAGCCAGUUCAUAGGAAAGCAUUUACAAUUUUUUCACAGUGAGAAGCACGCAAGCGCCUCUAGUGGCUGUCAAUGAGACAGCUACUAGAGGCUCUAGAGGCUGGAUUAACCCUAUUAUAAACAUAGCAGUUUCAGUUUAUAAAAAAAAAAAAGUUAACCCUAGCUGGACCAGGCACCCAGACCACUUCAUUAAGCUGAAGUGAUCUGGGUGCCUAUAGUUGUCCUUUAAGUACACAUUACGUUCAAGUCCAAGGAUCAAAACUAUUUAACAUAAUGACCCUUUAAUAAAGUUUUGAAAGGAAAUUUUUUUUUUUAUUUUUUUUUUUUUAAGUGAAAUGUAUGUAAAUAUAUGAGGACAUAAGUUCUAACACAAGGCUCCCUUCUUAUCACCUGCAACUCUGGAUUGGGUGGAACCUAGACCCCUGGUCUAUUUACUGUUCCUACCUUGAUUAAUAUGGGCCCUAAUGGAUGCUCAUUCCCCUGGUUCUAUAUAAUGAUUAUUAAAAAUAUAUAAAAAUGUUACACUUAAUACAGCAUUGUUAGUUGAGGCAUCUAACACUAUUCUCCUAAACAUAAUAUACACAAAAAUAAAAACACACAGCUUCUUAUUAAGUAAACCACUACACUGCACUAAUUAUUAGAGCGAAAAUACAGCCCAAAUAAAUUUUUUUCUGGUUAGACCUAAUUUGACAUUUUAGGGAUAUUACCAGUCAAUAACUGGUAGCCCUUAAAGCUUUUCAUUGCUUGUUGGAUCCUAGUUUAAAUUUUCCUUUAGAAGUUAUUUGAACUAUUGGAGGUUAUUAAAGGUAAUUAAAUGCACUCUAUUGAUCCAGUUCAACAGGCCCUUUAGGAAUUCAAUUCAUAGAAAAGAUGCUAUCUUAACUCUGGCUAGGAGCACAGACGUUUUGCCUAUAAGUGCUCCUUUUUACGAAUCCAGCGAUGAGAAAUGUUUCUUUUGCACGGCCUUCAACAUUAUUGGUUUUUGUCUAACACUGGGAUUCCAACUGUAAUUUUUGAUACUAGAGCUGGGUGUGACAGUCUAACACCUGGCAAAGGAGCACUAUUAAAAUAAACAAUUUAAUGCACAUAACCCGAAAUAAAAAAUGCAUAUUGGUUUGCAAUUACUGCAGAUCUAUUUGUAGGUACUCAAAGCCCUCCCCUUCUUCCCCAGCACAACUUUCUAUGGCUGUCCAAUUAUAGGCUUCUCGAUGACCUGUGUUACAGCUUAGUUAAUGAUUGAAGAAAAUACAUUAAAAACUUGUUCUUAGUUUACCUUGGGGUGAACAAACUGAAAUGUAUAUAUUUUGAUUACUUUGUCAUGAUGAAGAUUUUUAGAUAUUGUGUCCCUUAAUGGCAAGCGGGAAGGAUCCCUACAUAUGUUAGCAGAAAGUGUUCAUCGAUUAUCAGUUAUUAACAUUUGCUUGUUACUUUUGGCUAAACCGAUCCCACUGAGGUAAUAUUUUUGCAAACUGUUUAUAUAUGUAAAUAUGAAAGAUGAAAUAAUUAAGCUCUAAAAUGCAUUUACAACAGUUAUAACUUGUGAUUGUGUUGCAAAGGUUCUACUCUAAAAAUCUUUAGAUAAUGUUUUUUUUCCCUUUUGCUUUUCUCCUAGAUUGGCACCAGGGGCAGAUCUGAAAAAAUUAGAACCUAUAACUUCCCUCAAGACCGUGUUACAGACCAUCGAAUUGGCAAAUCUUUGCAUGACAUAGAAGGGUUUCUCUUUGGUGAAGAACUUUUAGAUGAGAUGAUCCAAUCUCUCAGCGAGUUUUCAGAUUAUGAAUCUCUUCUGGAAAUUAUUUCAGAACCUUCUACAGAACAUAUGUGAAUAAAUGCAUGGACUUUAUUAUUAAAUUACCACUUCUUUGUAAUUGCAUUUGACUGUUCUUUCCAAAAAAAGGCUUAGAAGUCUGCAAGCGGCACGGUCAUGCCAAACUUGCCUCACAGUAAGAGAAAUGAGUAUUGUGGGAAAAGAUCUUUGACCACAGAAAAUGGAGCGGACUUAAGCUCCUCCUUGGGUGAAAGCUGGUCAAGCAUAGAAAAAAAACAUAAGACAAAUUCAUCACGAACCCAUGCCACAUCUGGUCUUUUCCUGCAGGAGAAAUCAGAUAUUUCUAUAUAAGAAAGCACAGCCAAUACAGGAUUAUGCUUGUUGGCUCAUAUGGCACAGUAACGAAUGAGUGUGGCCCUUCUUAGCUUUGUAGAGCUAAUAGGUAGGAAAAGAUCAAAAGAAGGCUGUAUUGUUUUACGAGUUUAAAGUGUUCUUUGAAAG
Pelobates cultripes (western spadefoot toad) is the source of this 27381-nucleotide messenger RNA. Lineage: Eukaryota; Metazoa; Chordata; Amphibia; Anura; Pelobatidae. The record is from the annotation of a GenBank genome assembly.